Messenger RNA from Loa loa (African eye worm), 1068 nucleotides. RefSeq lists its product as hypothetical. The transcript has 7 exons. Lineage: Eukaryota; Metazoa; Nematoda; Chromadorea; Rhabditida; Onchocercidae. Gene Ontology annotation, molecular function: metal ion binding; RNA binding. The record is from RefSeq and is a predicted model, not a curated record. Bases 33 to 911 code for a protein of 292 amino acids.
UUAUAGAUCAUUUGAAAUUAGAGGAGCAUAAAAUGGCAGCAAUGACAGCGAUGCCGUACUAUCAUUAUUCAGUGUUCGGUAGUACUCCACUUACAAUGGAAGAUUACAUGUCUGGGAUAUCAUGCGCUUUACUGGAUGUCGAGGAAAUGUUAUUACAACAGCGCGGAGCAAGAGAGGCCCCAUUUUCGGGAAUGGACAAAAGUGGUCGUGGUGUGUGUAUACGUAAUGAACAGGGUACAUGUAUAAUGGGAACUGUUUGCCCACUGAGACAUAUCGUUGGAGAUAAGGCUGUAGUAUGUAAACACUGGUUGCGCGGGCUAUGUAAAAAAGGAGACCAAUGUGAAUUUUUGCAUGAGUACGAUUUAAGUAAAAUGCCGGAAUGCUUCUUCUUUUCGAAAUAUAUGGCUUGUAGUAAUCGUGAAUGUCCUUUUCGACAUAUUGACCCUGAAAGUAAAAUCAAGGAUUGUCCGUGGUACGACCGUGGUUUUUGUCGACAUGGCCCAUUUUGUAAGCAUCGGCAUCGCCGGCGCGUUCUUUGUCCUAACUUUUUGGCAGGCUUUUGCAUGGAUGGAAGGGAUUGUAAAUAUGCUCAUCCGUCUUUCAAUAUUCCACCUGUGGAUACAACUCAAAUUCUUCGAGCACGGGGACAGUAUAACAUUGGAAUAGUGUGUCACAAUUGUCAUGAAAGAGGCCACAAGUGCGGUGAAAAAGGCCAUUACGCAAAUCGAUGUCAUAAAGGACUGUUGGCAUUUCUAUCAAAUACGGCAUAUCUUGCUCAUGAACAGAGAGAGAAGGAUGAAAAAGAAGCCAGGGGAAACGGGCAACAAUUUGGAAGUUUGGGAAAGCCUCAGCAAGUGCCGCAGUGUAAGGUAUCAAAUUCAACUAAUAAAUCUGGUGAAAUGCUUCGUUAAGAUAAUUGAAUGUUUGGAAAAUAUAUGGUUGUUAGCCUCAUAAAUAUACCGGUUAUGCUACGCAUGGAGUUAAUUGUUCUUGGCAUAUUAUUUUCGUAAUUAUUUGCUAACAAGUUUUACUGUCCCUUAAUCAGUCAGCAGUUACGUUCAGUUCCGG